UCAUCAGCGGUGGUGUUGGUGGUGGUGAUAGAGAGCAGAGCAGUCUGGAGCUACACACUGCAGAGCACAUCUCCAGCUGCUGUUAGCCUACCUGACGGCACAGCAGCCUCCUGGCUCACAUCACAGCUCGUCCUGGAGGGGAAUGGGGGCCACCUAGCCCGCUUACUAGCCGACUAGAUUUCCUAGAAGCUGGGGGGAAAGCCUCGAAGGCUGGCGGUCCAGCAAGAUGGUAUCCUGGAUUAUCUCGAGGAUAGUUGUCCUUGCCUUUGGGACGCUCUACCCGGCGUACUCCUCGUAUAAGGCCGUCAAAACGAAGAAUGUGAAGGAAUAUGUGAAAUGGAUGAUGUACUGGAUAGUGUUUGCAUUGUUCAGCACAGCAGAAACGGUCACAGACCUGCUCUUAUCAUGGUUUCCAUUUUACUUUGAGCUAAAGAUUGCAUUUGUGAUCUGGCUGCUGUCUCCGUACACCAAGGGCUCAAGUGUUCUGUACCGCAAGUUUGUCCACCCCACCCUGUCAAAUAAAGAGAAGGAGAUAGAUGAGUACAUCGCACAGGCCAAAGACAGAAGUUAUGAGACCAUGAUGAAGUUUGGAAAACGGGGUCUCAACCUGGCUGCUAACGCUGCCGUCACUGCAGCCACCAAGGGGCAGGGCGUGUUGUCAGACAAGCUGCGGAGUUUCAGCAUGCAGGACCUCACUCUCAUCAACGCUGACGACGAGCUGGCUCUGCACACUCCGGAUGCCCGCAUGAGACGGGACCCCAUGGAUGAGAUGAGCUCGGGCGCGAGCACGCUGCCCCGGGCCAAGAGCACCGCUGCACGGCAGGCUCGCUCUGUGGCAGCCGCGUCCCUUAUUGAUGACACGUCGUCCCAACACAGCUCUGACCUGUCAGACACAAGGACCGAACACUCUGAUGAGGAUGUGGGAGAUAAAGGGCACAAACGCAGUACCAGCGUCAAGGCAACCAAGAAGCCUGCUGCUGCUAAGACCGAGACUCAAACCAAGACAGUGAAAAAGCCGGUGAAGAAGAAGACGACAACUAAUAACGCAGAGACGCCACCAUGAGUCCUGCAGCCCACACAUGCACUGGCCUCCACUUGCUUCACCCACAGCCUGCAGUCCCUUUCUCCUGUUUGGUGUCCACACAAGCGCACAUAUACACUUUACAUACAUGCAUUCAUUUUAAAUACACUUCUUUUAAAUUUACAGGCCCUUGUUUAUGAAGUCUCGUUCUCUUUAAGGAGAAUUUAGCUGAGAUUUAACUGAGACUUUUUUUUUUUCUUUUUAAUUUCACACAGGCCACAGUCUUCAGCUAAUCUUGACCUGACCAUUGUGGUAGAAAUCUUCCAAAGUUUCUCUUUUGAAGCACUGAAAACUGGAACUCUGGGCUCUCAGUAUUUUGCCAUCAUUUUAAACUAAGGAGAAAAAGGCAAAAUCUCCUUUGAGGCCUACAUUAAUCAAUGAGUGGAUGAGUGUGUCCAUCCUUACUGCUGUUGAGCUCAUCACACCUGUCACUCAGGACCAGCCUGUCUUCACUCUUUUACAGCAGUGUAUCCUGUCUUUGUUUAAUGUUAAACUAAUUCUUUUCUUUUCUUUUUGCUUCCAAAGUUUCAUUGUUAGCUUGUCCUCAGCCUGCUUCCUCUGAGUGAGUCUGGCUCUGCCACGUUCAGGUCUCACUCUUUCACGUCACACACAGUGCUGAUGAUGAAUUAUUUGUUCAGUGCUGGUUUUGUGAUCCUCGAUCUGGACGCUACUCUGAGGUCAUAUAUAACUAUGAUCUGUGAUAUUAGUAAUUAAUAAGAUCAAUAAGAUCAGUUGUGCUCAGCUGGAUCUGUGAAGGCAAUGCUGCCAAUGAGUGAUGACUUUCAUGCUGGUGUUUUUGAGCUAACUUAUCCACUUUCACUACAAAGGUGAUGUUUGUAUAUCAUUUCCUUUCAACAUUUCACAGUGACUCAGUACCUCUGCAUUUUCUUUUACUCCUUCUAUCCAGCUGUGUGGUGACACUUGACCUGAUUAUUAGCGUUUCUGCACACUGGAAGCUUGGAUGGAAUAUAGAAAUAUUUGAAUAGUGACAAAAAACUACUGUGAGUGAUUAUUUUAGUCUCAGAUAUGGAGGGAGAGUGAGAGCAGGCUGUGGGUGUUUCUAAAAUUACUGGACUUCUGGUUGUCAGCCACUGCAUUAGGUAUACUGAGUACACGAGAGCAUGAGAGGAGGUCAGUGCUCAUUACUGCUGUCCGCAGUGUGACUCUUGAACCAGUAGGGGGAGCCAAAGCCCACCUCCACUGUUAGCUGAAGUUGCUGAACCACAUGUAAACACCAACAUGUAAAUAGUAACCUUGACUGUAUAUACAGUAUGAGCUUGCUUGCCUUAUUCAUUCUCUGGGCUUAAAUCAGUUUUUAAUCAUUUCUGUGUAUUUUUCAUUCUUAGUCUUGACAAAUCACACGUUCUGACUGAGACCAGAGGAACCUCAGACUUUCAGUAAAGACUUCUGGUAGUAGAAGUGAUUAUUGAAUUUUUAAUUAACAUGUUUACUUUUCUCCUUGAGACAUUUAACUCCAUCUCAGUGUAGGGAAUCUGCUUGUAAAUUUACAUUUUAUUUUUGGUAUUUUAGGGCCAAAAGUUGGAAACAAGACUUUUUUUUUUUUUCUUCUCCUUAAUUUAAUGUUUACACUGAAUAAAAACACAUCACAUACUGAAAAGACAUUUUGUGUUAUGAAGAGAAUGCUCUUCAUUUUUAUCUUGUGUCAUUCUGAGAUAUUUAUUGCUGAUUAUUUUGAGUUUAAAAUCAGUAUUAUAUACAGGGACGUUCAUUUGUAUCUUGUUUGUGUCAGUUAUCAAAGCUCCACAUCAAAGAGGAUAAUUUCAUGUGCCGGCACAGUGGUACCUAACAAGGUCAUGUAAUGGUUAAUAAAGUACUAAUAA
Messenger RNA from Pelmatolapia mariae (spotted tilapia), 2922 nucleotides. RefSeq names its product receptor accessory protein 2 (gene reep2). The transcript has 8 exons. The coding region runs from base 227 to 1063 and encodes 278 amino acids. Gene Ontology annotation, cellular component: cytoplasmic microtubule; endoplasmic reticulum membrane. NCBI's taxonomy places the organism in Eukaryota, Metazoa, Chordata, Actinopteri, Cichliformes, Cichlidae. The record is from RefSeq and is a predicted model, not a curated record. Gene Ontology annotation, molecular function: taste receptor binding; microtubule binding.